Messenger RNA from Glycine soja, 1314 nucleotides. RefSeq names its product tropinone reductase-like 3. The record is from RefSeq and is a predicted model, not a curated record. The transcript is spliced from 6 exons. Gene Ontology annotation, molecular function: oxidoreductase activity. Lineage: Eukaryota; Viridiplantae; Streptophyta; Magnoliopsida; Fabales; Fabaceae. Bases 86 to 844 code for a protein of 252 amino acids.
AAUUGGGGAAAUAAAUAAAUAGUAAGAAGUAGAUGAGCGUGAUUUGGUAGGCGAGUCUCGUAGCCAUCGUGAUUGCAACAUCGAAAUGGAAACGCCGAAGAGAUUUGAAGGUAAGGUAGCCAUCGUGACUGCUUCCACACAGGGAAUCGGCUUAGCAAUAGCCGAGAGGCUUGGCCUCGAGGGUGCAUCUGUCGUCAUCUCUUCUCGCAAACAGCAAAAUGUUGAUGCGGCCGCGGAACAACUGAGGGCCAAAGGAAUUCAAGUGUUGGGGGUUGUUUGCCAUGUUUCAAAUGCUCAGCAAAGGAAGAAUUUGAUCGACAAAACUGUCCAGAAGUAUGGAAAGAUAGAUGUUGUUGUGUCCAAUGCUGCUGCAAAUCCUUCUGUUGAUGCCAUCUUGCAAACAAAAGACUCGGUCCUUGACAAGCUAUGGGAGAUAAAUGUCAAAGCCACUAUACUUCUUCUGAAGGACGCAGUGCCUCACUUGCAGAAGGGUUCUUCUGUUGUUAUCAUUUCCUCAAUUGCAGGUUUUAACCCGCCACCUUCUCUGGCUAUGUAUGGAGUGACCAAAACAGCCCUUCUUGGACUUACUAAAGCCCUGGCUGCUGAGAUGGCCCCAAACACUCGUGUAAACUGUGUUGCUCCUGGUUUUGUGCCAACCAAUUUUGCUUCAUUCAUUACAAGUAACGAUGCUGUGAAGAAAGAACUGGAAGAGAAGACAUUACUUGGAAGGCUUGGUACAACAGAAGACAUGGGUGCUGCAGCAGCUUUUUUGGCAUCUGACGAUGCUGCUUAUAUAACAGGAGAGACCAUUGUAGUUGCUGGGGGAACGCCUUCCAGGUUGUAGAUUCCACUAUCAAUCUUCUCUGUUGUGGGCCAGCCCCACACAUUCUUGAAGCUCUUGUUCGUCUGAAAUUAUUACAUGAUUGAGGAUUAUGUGUUACUGGCAUGAGAUUACUAGGCUAUGUUUGCCAUUACUAAUGAAAUAAUAAAAGUUAUCACUUUUUAAGAGGGGGAAAACACACAAAGAUAUGCACAAUAAGAGAGUAAUAGGGAAUUACAUGGUGGAAAAAGAAAAAGUAUCAAACACGUGCAUUUAUCCGAAAGUGCCCUCCCUAGCUCCAGGUAAGUGGAAAGUGGCAACUCACGGGUAUUUGUCUACUACUACUUGAAAUGCCGAGGGAACUUUUGAAGAGAAAUCUUCAUUGCUGUCUGCAAGAGCAAUGCGUUGUACUAAUUUGGUUUCAGUAACUCUUUUAUUUUUCCAAGAUUUAGACUCUGUUUGAUUUGGUGUUGAAUUACGUUCAACGACAAAAA